AUGGAGAAUAAGUUUAUUCCACAGGCGAUAGAGAUCGUGAAAGAGGCCAUCAACGAAGACAACAGCAAGAACUAUGAGGAGGCGUUCCGGCUGUACAAGAAGGCGCUGGAGCACUUUAUGGUCGGCGUCAAAUAUGAGAAGAAUCCGACGUCAAAGGACGUUAUCAUGAAGCGCGUAGAGGGCUAUAUGACACGGGCAGAGCAACUGCGAGGGAUGCUGGAGAAAGAGAACGCGCCUAAGGCAGUGGCGGCUGCAGUGGGUGUCGACAAAGGAGAAAAGGAGGACGACGAUGAGACCGACGCAGAGACCGCAAAACUGCGCGGUGCACUGAACUCGGCUGUUGUAACGGAGAAGCCAAAUGUAAAGUGGGAUGAUGUUGCGGGACUAGGUGCUGCAAAAGAGGCGCUGAAAGAGGCGGUGAUUCUACCGGCACGCUUCCCGCAGCUUUUUACGGGAAAGCGCCGUCCGUGGAAAGGUAUUUUGCUGUAUGGGCCUCCAGGCACAGGUAAGUCUUACCUUGCGCAAGCCGUCGCGACUGAAGCAGACGCCACGUUCUUUGCCGUCUCAUCAUCAAGCUUGGUAUCCAAGUGGCAAGGCGAGAGCGAGAAGUUGGUCAAGAAUCUCUUCGAGAUGGCGCGCGAAAGGAAGCCUGCUAUCAUUUUCAUCGACGAGAUUGACUCGCUAUGCUCGAGUCGAUCUGAGGGCGAAAGCGACUCAACGCGCCGCAUUAAGAACGAAUUUCUUGUUCAGAUGCAAGGCAUAGGCAACAACCAUGAUGGCGUUCUGGUGCUCGGAGCUACGAACGUACCAUGGGAACUUGACCCAGCCAUGCGACGACGAUUCGAAAAGCGCAUUUACAUCCCGCUUCCUGAAACUCCUGCACGGAAAGUGAUGCUGGCGAUCCAUUUGGGUGAUACGCCGAACGAACUGAGUGAUGCUAACUUCACGUCGAUUGCAGAGAAAACGGAAGGCUGCUCAGGCUCAGAUAUCUCGGUGAUUGUGCGAGAUGCCUUGAUGGAGCCUCUUCGAAAGUGCCAACAAGCGCAGUUCUUUGCUCCGUGCGAUGACAAGGCGCAUCCUACUCGAAACGGUUCAUUUUUGACACCUUGUGAAGACGACCCGCCUUGUGCUUAUUGCCACAUGAAGCUCUCUUCAUGUCGUCUGACAUGCUCGGACUGCAAGUCUCCGUGUCGACGUUGCGGAGCGCUGCGCAUGCAGCUAUACGAUUUGGCAGGGCGAGGUUUCUCCGACGAAAAGCUGCGGCCGCCUAUGGUCUCCAUGGGCGACUUCAUGAGGGUGUUGGAGCACUCGACUGCAACGGUUGCUUCCAACGAGCUCAGUCGCUUUGUGAAGUGGACUCAAGAGUUUGGACAAGAUGGCUAG
This is a messenger RNA of Hyaloperonospora brassicae, 1383 nucleotides long. The record is from the annotation of a GenBank genome assembly. NCBI's taxonomy places the organism in Eukaryota, Oomycota, Peronosporomycetes, Peronosporales, Peronosporaceae.